AUGGUGGGAGGUGGUGGCAGUAAUUCCGAUAUCUCCUUUGCCGGCACUUUCGCCAGUAGUGCUUUCUCUGCAUGUUUCGCUGAGAUAUGUACUAUUCCUCUGGACACUGCCAAAGUUAGGCUUCAACUUCAAAAGCAAGCUGUAGCCGGUGACACGAUAAACUUACCUAAAUAUAAGGGAAUGCUGGGAACAGUUGGAACCAUUGCCAGGGAAGAGGGUCUUUCAGCGCUCUGGAAGGGAAUUGUGCCAGGGUUACACCGUCAAUGUUUGUAUGGAGGUUUAAGAAUUGGGUUAUACGAGCCUGUUAAGAAUUUGUAUGUUGGGAAAGACCAUGUUGGAGAUACACCGUUGGUAAAAAAAAUUCUCGCUGCAUUAACAACUGGUGCUGUAGCAAUUGCAGUGGCGAAUCCUACCGAUCUUGUCAAAGUUAGACUUCAAGCAGAAGGAAAAUUGCCGCCUGGCGUGCCAAGGCGCUACACUGGAUCAUUGAAUGCUUAUUCAACAAUUGUGAAACAGGAGGGAGUAAAAGCACUUUGGACUGGCAUUGGCCCCAAUGUUGCAAGAAAUGCUAUCAUCAAUGCUGCUGAGUUAGCCAGCUAUGAUCAAGUGAAAGAGACCAUUUUGAAAAUUCCAGGCUUCACUGAUAACGUUGUCACACAUCUUCUUUCUGGUCUUGGGGCGGGUUUUUUUGCAGUCUGUAUUGGCUCCCCAGUUGAUGUGGUGAAGUCAAGAAUGAUGGGAGAUUCUAGUUACAAAAGCACGAUUGAUUGUUUUGUCAAAACAUUAAAAAAUGAUGGACCUUUAGCCUUUUAUAAGGGAUUCAUACCAAAUUUUGGAAGGCUAGGAUCUUGGAAUGUGAUCAUGUUUUUAACUCUAGAACAGACUAAAAAGUUUGUUAAAAGUUUGGAAUCAGCCUAA
Lathyrus sativus (Indian pea) is the source of this 918-nucleotide messenger RNA. Lineage: Eukaryota; Viridiplantae; Streptophyta; Magnoliopsida; Fabales; Fabaceae. The record is from the annotation of a GenBank genome assembly.